UAUUCAGUGCACACACAGAGGAACCGGAAACGAAACGCUCAUCGUACUCUCGCGUGUUAAUGUUUACAAAAAAGUAGCUCGUGUUUAAAGCCAUUAAAACGAUUCACAUUGGAUAUUUGUGACUCAACAGAAGGAUAUGUCGGACAACGAGGAUAACUUCGACGAUGGCGAUUUUGAUGAUGCCGAAGAGGAUGAGGGAUUAGAUGAUUUGGAAAAUCCUGAAGAUGACGAUCAGGAGAAUGUACAAAUUCUACCGGCAGGGGAGGGUCAGCAGGCCAACCAGAAGAGGAUAACAACGUCAUACAUGACGAAAUAUGAGCGCGCCCGUGUUUUGGGAACGAGAGCGCUUCAGAUAGCGAUGUGUGCACCAGUCAUGGUGGAGCUGGAAGGAGAAACGGACCCCUUACAAAUUGCCAUGAAGGAGCUCAAAUGCGGUAAGAUCCCCAUCAUCAUCCGCCGCUAUCUUCCAGACGGAAGUUAUGAAGACUGGGGCUGUGACGAGCUCAUCAUUAGUGAUUAAGUUUCUUGGACAAGCCACGCUUCUAUCAGCACAUGUACGCCAGAGGUGCUGUUUUCUUCCUUAUUUCAAAUUAUAAAGCCAAUCUUUGAUACAAUGUAUCAAACCUUGAACCCACUAAACCACAUUAAAAAGGAACUCUUCAAAGGGGGAAAGUACCGUAAAACCUUUAGAAAGUCAUGUCUGUAAUUGUGUGAUAUGAUUGUAAAAACUUUUAUUGUUUUGAAUAAACUUAUGAAAUACAUUCAACUUUUAUAUUGUACUAACAACACUUAUACUGUUGGAAAGGUUUGUAAGGGAGUAGUGUUUUCUCAUUUAUUACAGUGCUGGCCAAAAGUAUUGGCACCCCUGCAAUUCUGUCAGAUAGUGCUCAAUUUCUCCCAGAAAAUGAUGGCAAUUACAAAUGCUUUGGUAGUAAUCGUGAUUUAGUUUGCUUGCAAUGAAAAAACAUAAAAGAGUUUGGGGGAAAAAAUCAAAUCAUUAUCAUCUUACACAAAACUCAAAAAAUGUAUUUGCACCCUUUUAAAAAAUCAUGUGAUGCUUCUCCAAUUUGUGUAAUUAACAGUACCUGCUACUUACCUGGGGCACAUAACAGGUGGUGGCAAUAACUAAAUCACACUUGCAGCCAGUUAAAAUGGAUUAAAGUUUACUAUACCUCUGUCCUGUGUCCUUGUGUGUACCACAUUGAGCAUGUAGUAAAGAAAGAAGGUCAAAGAACUGUCUGGGGACUUGGGAAGGGUACAAGUCCAUCUCCAAAGACCUGAAUGUUCCUGUGUCUACCGUGCUCAGUGUCAUCAAUAAGUGUAAAAUCCAUGGCACUAUGGCUAACCUCCCUAGAUGUGAACAGAAAAGAAAAAUUGAUGAGAGAUUUCAACGAAAGAUUGUGCGGAUGGUGGAUAAAGAACCUCAACAUCCAAACAAGUUCAAGCUGUCCUGCAGUCCGAGGGUACAACAGUGUCAACCCGUACUAUCCGUCGGCGUCUGAAUGAAAAGGGACUCUAUUGAAGGAUACCCAAGAAGACCCCACUUAUGAGCCAGAGAUAUUAAAAAACAGGCUGGACUUAGCCAAAACUUACCUCUGCAAGCCAAAAACUUUUUGGAAGAAUGUUCUCUGGUCAGAUGAGACAAAAGUUGAGAUUUUUGGGAAAAAGCACCAACAUAGAGUUUACAAGGGAAAAAAACGAGGCCUUCAAAGAAAAGACGGUUCCCACAGUCAAACAUGGCGGAGGAUCCCUGAUGUUUUGGGGUUGCCCUGCUGCCUCUGUAACUGGACUGCUUGACCGUGUGCAUGGCAUUAUGAAGUCUGAAGACUACCAACAAAUUUUGCAGCACAAUGUAGGGCUCAGUGUGAGAAAGCGGGGUCACCCUCAGAGGUCAUGGGUCUUCCAGCAGGACAAUGACCCAAAACACACUUCAAAAAGCACUAGAAAAUGGUUUAAGAGAAAGCACUGGACACUUCUAAAGUGGCCAGCAAUGAGUCCAGACCUGAAUCCCAUAGAACACCUGGGGAGAGAUCUGAAAAUGGCAAUUUGGAGAAGGCACCCUUCAAAUCUCUGAGACCUGGAGCAGUUGGCCAAAGAGGAAUGGUCUGAAAUUCCAGCAGAGCAUUGUAAGAAACUCAUUUAUGGAUACCGGAAGCGAUUGUUUGUAAUUAUUUCAUCUAAAGGUUGUGCUACAAAGUAAUAGGCUGAGGGUGCCAAUACUUUUUGUUCGGCCCAUUUUUGGAGUUUUGUGUAAAAUGAUAAUGAUUUAAUUUUUUUUUUCAUUCUCUUUUGUGUUAUUUCAUUGGGAGCAAAAUAAAUGAAGAUAUUACUACCAAAGCAUUUGCAAUAUCAUUUUCUAGGAGAAAUUGAGCAUUAUCUGACAGAAUUGCAGGGGUGCCAAUACUUUUGGCCAGCACUGUAUCUACAUAAAACUUAAUUUGAGCAUACUCCCGUACAAAAGAAAGAUGUUAGGAAUACAACAACACGAUGGCUGAUAGUUAUUUAGUGUUUGGACAAUUCCAUUUAGUGCUGCCCAAAUAGCCCUUGAGCUGUUGACAUAGUCAUGAAGUGGAGAAGAGGAGUGACAAACAAAGUUUCUAUUGCAAGACCUGCGCUAGUUAUUGUGUCGGAAAUUGCCAAAUGGAUUUUUGGUUUUGUUUUUUUUACAAUUCAUGCUCCAAUUCCCUGUUCGGUAUUGGUUUUAAUGCCAGUUUUUAAAAUGCUCGUAUUUGGAGGUUUUCAUGAUUGAAGGCUUUUGUCACCCUUGUGGCCAUCAGUGUUUAACCCCUUGAUGCUUGAAUUUACAUUUAACUCUGUGUCAUUAAUGAUGCAAAUUUUUCACGAGUAGAAGUCCAAUCCAUUUGAAGUGAGAGGGUGGCAGCGAAUAAAUCAUUCGCUACCAUCCUCGCACUUCAUAUGGAUUGAACGUCAAGGGCCAUCAAUGGCAGCCAAACUGUUAACAAAUAUACAUAAAGCAUUGGGGGAAUGCAUAAGCACAGAAAAUGUAGUAUUGAUUUAAAAAAAAAAAAUACUGAAAUUGAAAAAUUCAGCUUAAAAAAUAAAACGUUAAAUAAAUGAAUUUAAAAAAAAAACCUGACUUGAAAAUAAAAAAUAAAUUAUUUUUUAAAUUAUAAAUUGGGGAAAAAUAAA
This is a messenger RNA of Corythoichthys intestinalis (scribbled pipefish), 3150 nucleotides long. It is a transcript of the gene polr2f, whose product is annotated as RNA polymerase II, I and III subunit F. The transcript is spliced from 5 exons. The record is from RefSeq and is a predicted model, not a curated record. Gene Ontology annotation, biological process: transcription by RNA polymerase I; transcription by RNA polymerase II; tRNA transcription by RNA polymerase III. Gene Ontology annotation, cellular component: RNA polymerase II, core complex; RNA polymerase I complex; RNA polymerase III complex. Bases 137 to 520 code for a protein of 127 amino acids. Gene Ontology annotation, molecular function: DNA binding. NCBI's taxonomy places the organism in Eukaryota, Metazoa, Chordata, Actinopteri, Syngnathiformes, Syngnathidae.